UUCUCUUUCUCUCUCUAUCUGUCUCAAGGCUUCUUGAUUUUUGAGAGUGUCUUCAAAUAAAGCUGUCUGUUUCGAAAAGGUGCAUGCGUUACACUACAACUCUCUCUCACUCUGAUCUUGGGUCUUGUUCUGGUUUUAUUUCGUUGUUCCUAUCUGCAACUCACUACCAGCCAACGAAGACAAUCUCUCUAUCUUUCUCAUAUUUAAUAUAACUCUUUGACUAUUUCUACAUAUUCUCUCUAAUCACCUCUUGAAUUUCUCAUCUCCUUUAAGAUUUUCACAAGAACUUGAUAACGCUUCGAGCUUACACCAACUUUGGUUUCCGUCUUAGUUAAAUCCUCUGCAGAGAAUCAAAAUGCCAAGACCAAGAGUUUCAGAGGUGUCUCAGAGGCAACAAGCUCCGAGGUUGAGGACUUCGUCAUCUACUUCUGCCUCCAAUCAUCCCAACCGUCUGAUCACUACUGACCGGAGUUCUAAGCUAGCUGUUGACCGUAGAUCUCCUAGAAGCAGUGGGGCUCGCAGUGAUCCGCUUGGUCAGAAGAAACUUGGGGGAAGAAUCUCGGAUCUAGAGUCGCAGUUAGGACAGGCGCAAGAGGAACUAAGAUUGCUCAAAGACCAGUUGGCAAAUGCUGAAGCUGUCAAGAAACAAGCUCAGGAUGAGCUUCUUCAUGACAAUAACAAAUCCAAGAAACCAAACCCUCUGGCUCGUGUGAAAGGAUCUGCUUCUGAGGCUGGUACAGUUGAUAGAGACGAAAUCCCUGGUGAUGUUCAAAAAGAGACUGAUGUGUUUGAGGUACCCGUUGAGAAGAUUGAGCUAGUAGAAGAAGAAGCUGCAAAAGAAGAUGAGAUCAAGAUGUUGAAAGCUAGACUAUAUGAUAUGGAGAAAGAACAUGAAUCACUAGGGAAAGAAAACGAGAGCUUGAAGAAUCAGUUAAGCGACUCGGCUUCAGAGAUGUCCAACGUGAAAGCUAAUGAGGAGGAGAUGGCUUCAAAGGUAAGUCUGAUUGGAGAAGAGUUAGAAGAAAGCAGAGCGAAGACAGCUCAGCUUAAGGAGAGACUCGAGUCCACGGAAGAAGCAAAAGCAGCGUUAGAAACUGAGAUGAAGAAGCUAAGAGUUCAAACUGAGCAGUGGAGGAAGGCGGCAGAUGCUGCAGCUGCUGUUCUUUCUGGAGAGUUUGAGAUGAAUGGUCGGGACCGAUAUGGGUCAGGGGAGAAGUGUUUUGCAAAUGGGUUGUUUGAUCCUAGUGCAGUGGUUGGGUUCGUGGAACCGUCGGGAAUGGGUGAUGAUUCUGAGGACGGGUUGGGAAGUGGGAAGAGGAAGAGCUCUGGGAUGAAGAUGUUUGGUGAGUUGUGGAAGAAGAAAGGGCAAAAGUGAUUGAAGAAAUGGUUUGCUCACCAUGUCUUGUUUUUAUUAAGAUGCAUUUUGCUGUAUUUGGUUUGUAAGUUGGUCAAUCCAAAUGAGUAGCAGAUCCUCUUUGCUCUUGUCUGCAAAAACAAUCUCAAACAAAUUUCUGGAAAUA
Molecule: messenger RNA, 1520 nt
Organism: Brassica rapa (field mustard)
Lineage: Eukaryota; Viridiplantae; Streptophyta; Magnoliopsida; Brassicales; Brassicaceae
Product: interactor of constitutive active ROPs 1
Source: RefSeq, a predicted model, not a curated record